This is a messenger RNA of Suillus clintonianus, 156 nucleotides long. RefSeq lists its product as uncharacterized. The annotation marks the transcript as partial. NCBI's taxonomy places the organism in Eukaryota, Fungi, Basidiomycota, Agaricomycetes, Boletales, Suillaceae. The record is from RefSeq and is a predicted model, not a curated record. The transcript has a single exon.
GAAAUUGACACUAUUUUAGGUUCGUCAAGGCUGCAAUGCUUCGAAGACAGACCUUCGUUGCUGUACGUUGAAGCUAUCUUGAGCCCUAUAUUACCACUAGGUAUGCAUCAUCACAUCAACACUUGUUUUGUGUACUCCGUUCAUUCAGGGAUCUAG